AAUGUUGGGAACAAUUUCAAUGAGAUUCUUCGCUACGAAAGUAGUUGCUCCACGUGCUUCUGUCGCAGCUUCAACUCCACAAGUCCCUCUUGGAAUGAAUAUCAAUCCAUACGCAAUGUUCAUCAAAGAAAACUUCAAAGCUAACACUUCCGAUAUGAAGAGAACUGAUUUGAUGAAAGAGUUGUCUGGAAAGUGGAAGGCAUUGAGUAUCUCUGAAAAAGAUAAGUACACAGAACUCUCGAAAAAUUACAAUGCUCAAAAGCUGGAUGACUUCAUGAAACUAUCUACUGAGGAACAGAAAAAAUUGGUGGAUUCUGCAAAAGAAAAGAAAGCGGAAAGAGCAAGUAGACGCCACGCAAAGGAACGCCGUGAAAAAAGGAAGCAAUCUGGACGUCCAAGUGUUCCUCCAAGUGCUUAUGCACUAUUUAUCAAAGAGAAGUUGUCUGGAGCUGGAAUGGAAUCCAAGGAGAAAAUGAAAGAAGCUGUUGCUCAAUGGAAGGCAUUCACUGAUUCCCAGAAAAAGAAGUACACAGACGAAGCGAAGAAGCUGAAAGAUGAAUACCAUGUCGUCCUCCAGAAAUGGGAAGCCGAACAGAAAGAAAAUGCAGAUCAAUAGUUGAAUUCGUCACAACUUUCCAUUUUGUAAUCAAAUAUAUCACUUUUCGAUUCAUGACACUUUUCUCAACUACCUCUUCUCAAAUGUUUCGGUUUUAUGUAAAAUUUAUCGUAUCCCUCGAAUUUGUGCCUUCUUCAUUAUUUAAACUCACUUAUGGCCACUUUGAAAUGUUUCAAUAAAUUCUCAUUACAU
Messenger RNA from Caenorhabditis elegans, 808 nucleotides. RefSeq names its product HMG box-containing protein 5 (gene hmg-5). Lineage: Eukaryota; Metazoa; Nematoda; Chromadorea; Rhabditida; Rhabditidae. The coding region runs from base 2 to 616 and encodes 204 amino acids. The transcript has 3 exons. Gene Ontology annotation, cellular component: mitochondrion; mitochondrial nucleoid; nucleus. The record is from RefSeq and is marked reviewed.